AUAUUUUUGGGAUUUCUCAGCCCUUUUUCCCUUCCCUCUGCAGGGCGGGAUGGAAUCCAUCGCUGGGAUUUGGCUCCUGCUGCUGCUGCCCAGUGCCACAGGAUUUCACCUCCCUCCCUUCACCGAGGUGAAAUUCCUGCAGGAACCUUCGGACGUCGUCGUCGCCCGCGGCUCCGACCUCAUCCUGGAAUGUUCCGUGGAGUCUGACGGAGAAAUUCUGGGAAUAUUCUGGAAAAAAGAGGGGAAAAUUUUGGAUUUGGAGGAGGACGAGAGGAGGAAGCAGCUGGGGAAUGGAUCCCUGUGGAUCCGGAACGUUCUGCACUCGCGGCAUCACCAACCCGACGAGGGGAGGAGGGGCUGGGGGCAGCCGCGAGGCCAAAGUCAGCCUGGCAGAAUCUUCCUCGAUUUUUUUUCUGGAAUUUUCCCCACAUUUCGGCUCUUCGGCUACACUGUACAUCAUGAGACAUUUUAAAGGUGGUGUUUUUGUUUUAUUGGACGGAGGAAUUUUGCGGGCCGAGGAGCCGGGCGUCCUUAGGAGAAUGGUG
Messenger RNA from Passer domesticus (house sparrow), 545 nucleotides. RefSeq names its product netrin receptor DCC-like. Lineage: Eukaryota; Metazoa; Chordata; Aves; Passeriformes; Passeridae. Bases 50 to 472 code for a protein of 140 amino acids. The transcript has 4 exons. The record is from RefSeq and is a predicted model, not a curated record.